UCGGAUUUCGACGCUGCCUGCUGCAGUGGAGAACUGCCGUAGCCAUGCCGCACACAGGUCAGGCCGGUGUGAAUCAGCUGGGCGGCGUGUUCGUCAACGGCCGCCCGCUGCCCGAGUACGUGCGCCGGCGGAUUGUCGAGCUGGCGUUGCUCGGCGUUCGGCCGUGCGACAUCUCCCGACAGCUGCUCGUCAGCCACGGCUGCGUCUCAAAGAUCCUCACCCGGUUCUACGAGACGGGCAGCAUCAAGCCGGGCGCCAUCGGAGGCAGCAAGGCCAAGCAAGUGGCCACUCCGACGGUGGUGAAGAAAAUCCUGCGUAUGAAGCAGGAGAACCCUGGCGUGUUCGCCUGGGAGAUCCGUGACCAGCUGCUCAGCCAGCGGGUCUGCAACCCGAGCAGCAUCCCGUCCGUCUCCAGCAUCAACCGUAUCCUGAGGAACAGCGGCGUCUGGACGCCAGGUCCCGGUCAGCCGGAGCCGGCCGCCGAGCCAGGACCCAGCGGGUACUCAGAGUCCCCGAUACCGUCUCUGUGGGCCGCCCCGUCAUCCGCCGGCGGUCUCGGCUCACCCCUAGAGCCCGCCGGUGGACCGCUGGGACCCUCCCUGCACCCGGCCGCCUACUACCAGCUGGCCUCGCGGUGCUACUACACCUACGUGGCCACGCUGAACCAGUCGGCUGCCGCUGCUGCUGCUGCGGCGGCGGCUGCCUCAGCGGCUCUGGUGGGUACCGGGCCGGCCUCGACUGGGACGGACUCCGGCGCGGCGGCGGCCGUGCCGGCCAAACGGCGCUGCGCCUACUCCAUCGAGGAGCUGCUCAGGGACACCCGGGAGGAACGGCCAGAGGAGGAGGAGGAGGAGCAGGAGGGAAGACGGGUGGUGAGGACUGAGCGGGAGGACGCCGUACAGGAGUGA
Amphibalanus amphitrite is the source of this 908-nucleotide messenger RNA. RefSeq names its product paired box protein Pax-1-like. The record is from RefSeq and is a predicted model, not a curated record. Gene Ontology annotation, biological process: regulation of transcription by RNA polymerase II; anatomical structure development. Lineage: Eukaryota; Metazoa; Arthropoda; Thecostraca; Balanomorpha; Balanidae. The transcript has 4 exons. Gene Ontology annotation, molecular function: DNA-binding transcription factor activity, RNA polymerase II-specific; RNA polymerase II cis-regulatory region sequence-specific DNA binding. The coding region runs from base 45 to 908 and encodes 287 amino acids.